Budorcas taxicolor (takin) is the source of this 2166-nucleotide messenger RNA. RefSeq names its product collagen alpha-1(II) chain-like. The record is from RefSeq and is a predicted model, not a curated record. The coding region runs from base 1 to 2166 and encodes 721 amino acids. NCBI's taxonomy places the organism in Eukaryota, Metazoa, Chordata, Mammalia, Artiodactyla, Bovidae. The transcript has 3 exons.
AUGACCGAGCUGGAGAACGUGGAGACCGGCAGACUCCACCUGCGAGGGGCCGGGAAGGAAAGAACGUCGGUCACUGUGGGAGGCGUGUUUCUUGUUGCAGCUCCUCCACUCGGCCACGGCACAGCACGACACAAAAGACCUGUGAGUUCCCUUAGGGAAAGAGGACAAACCGAGUUCCCGUUUCUCCUCAGCCCGGGGUCCUCGGUCCCCCAGCCCCCGAGGCGUGUGGCGUCUGAGCCCCUUUGGAAAGGCCCCCUCGCCCCCGCGCCCCGAGUCCCCCGUCGUUUCAGCCUCCUCACUGCCCGUGGUGCUUCCUGCUCUUUGGAGCGAGUGGACCUCAGUUUAGGCGUCUUUGGCCAAUGGGACGAAAAGCAGGAGCGCUGCCCCGGGAGGAUAGUACAUGAACGAGGAGUGGCGGGGCGGGGGGAGGGGGCGGGGGGUCUGCAGGAGGACCCCGAUUCGCCCGCCACGUGCUCCGCGGAGGGGGCGCCGCGCUCCCGGAUGGGGCGCUGCGGGCCGAGGGUGGGGCGCGGGGAGGGGAGCGGAGCCGCCUGGCGGGCAAGGAGGCCCUCUAGGCGGGAUCGCCUCCACCGAGCGCCGCCGAGGGGAGAGCCGGUCCUGCAGCCCGGGCGGGGGGCAAACCUCCGCCCACCGGCCGGCCUGGGUGGGGGCGCGGCACGGGGGGCCUCUGCCCUGACUUCCUCCUCCGCUGGCACUCAGCCACAGUCACCCCCGGAGGCCCCCCCGUACCCCCCAGAAGCCCAGCCAAACAGCGAACCGCGGGAGGAAGCCGCCGGCUGCAGGAGGCGGGGCGCGCGCGCGGGGGGCCCGGGAGAGGUGAGAGGCAGGGCCGGCGGCGCCCGGGGCCGCGCCGCGCCCCCCGCGCGCCCCGCGGGCGCCCACACUUACCCUCGCGCCCCCCGCGCGCCCCGCGGGCGCCCACACUUACCCUCGCGCCCGGGGGUCGCGGCUCCGGCGCCCGUCGCGGCGCGCGCCCCUGGCCGCCCGCGGCGCCCCGGGCCCGGCCGGCGCGCGCGGGGCGGGAGCCGGGAGCGGCGCGCGGCGGCGGCGGCGAGGGCUCCGGCGCGCCCCGCGGGCGGGCGGCCGCCGAGGCUCCGCCGCCAGGGGGAGAACCGGGCGGGAGCCGGGGCGGCGGCGGCGCGCGGGGCCGCCGAGCCCCGGGCGCAGCGUGCCCGGCCCGGGGCUGCGGCUGGAUGCGCGCCCGGGCGGCUGCGGGCUCCCGCGGGGGGCGCCCCGCGAUCCAAACUUCACCGCGGGACCCGCGCUCGGGGCGCCUCGUGGGGGGCGCCCGGCCACAGGGGUCCCCGAGGUCCUCCUCCCGCGCGCGGCGGGACCCGGAGGGGCGGCCAGGGGCCGGGGAGGGGAGGAGGCGCCCGGGCCGGGGCCGCGGGGCGCUCACUCGCCCUCCCUCGGGUGUGGACGCGCGCACACACCUGCCCCGACAGACUAGGGCUGAACGAACGCCUCCGGGCCCGCCGUGGGACCCCCUUUGGCAAGAGAAAAGGGGACUCAGGAAGCGCGCCGGGAGCUCGCGGAGACCCGCUGUGUGCGCCCCGGAGCCGGCUUGGCCGCGCGGCGCCCGGCGGGGAGCGGGAAGGUCCCGUCGGCCGGCCGCGUGCGUCAGGCUCAGCAUCCGUCCCGGCCCGCGCGCCCGCCGGGGGCGGCGAGGGGGGCGCGGGAAGUUUGCGGCAACUUCUCCAGCCGGAGCCGCCCGGCGCCGGGGUGCUCAACUUGGAGCCGGGAGUUGGAAAGCGGCGGCGCCUGGCGUGUCGCGCCCUCGCCGGCGGUAGGCAGGUGGGUCCUGACCGGCUCCCGGGGCGAACGCGGGCGGGGCGGGGGGUCGGGCUGGGGGCCGCAGGGCGCGCCGCCCUCUCCGGGAGCCGGGACCGCACCGGGACGGCCUGCGGUCCGCGCCGAGUCUCCCCCCGCGGCCCCGGCCCGGGCGCCGAGGCCUUCGCUGGGCGCUCCGCCGCCCAGGCCCCGGGGCUGGCGGGGCGCGGGUUUGCACAACCUCGGGGAAAGGGCAGGGCCGGCCGGCGGCUGCUCCGGGCAGUGACAGGCGCGUGCUGGGACCCGGGAGACCCACUGGGCUGGAGGCCCGGGCGCCCCCAGAAGCCACGGAGAGGGGCUCGGGGCUCUUGCUAG